Messenger RNA from Morchella sextelata, 2040 nucleotides. RefSeq lists its product as uncharacterized. The record is from RefSeq and is a predicted model, not a curated record. Bases 1 to 2040 code for a protein of 679 amino acids. Gene Ontology annotation, molecular function: ATP hydrolysis activity; ATP binding. The transcript is spliced from 9 exons. Lineage: Eukaryota; Fungi; Ascomycota; Pezizomycetes; Pezizales; Morchellaceae.
AUGAGCACCAGUCAUAGCGAAAGCGGAAAUGGCAGUGGAAAUCAAGCAAGGCGCGGGGGUGAGAAUUCGACACAACUGGUCCCCCGAAGACCUGGACCUACACCAAGACGGCCAUUAAAAUCAUUGUAUAAACGUAUAGAUAGAUUUUAUGAUGCCGAUUACGCCGAGUGGAGAGUCGUCUCAACUCCCACCGAAAUCGUUCAUAGUCAGGAUGAAUAUUCUGAUUUUGCAUUCCUUGUCCGCCGAAAUCUAGACCAGGAAAAACAAUAUCAGGAUACUAUUCUCAUCAUAAAGUCUUCGGACCUUGGGCAGAUCAUCAAUGCUGUCGUACACAAUGUGGAGGGUCUAUCUGUGAUUGGCAACUCGUCCGAAAUAUCUCCCCAUAUACUUUAUCACUUCCUAGAUGAUUUGCGAGACUUCGAAGUUGCUUCGCUUAUGUUCUUAAUAAAUACCGAGGAAGCCCAGGUCCAGCUUAGGGCGCUAAACUCUUUCCUCCAGUCUGAAUAUGAGUUUGAGGUUACUUUUGCAAAUCAGCUCCUUUCAUACAACCCACCUCAUAUAACCUUUGGGUUACUCUGGCUGAUAUUUAGGCCAAACACUGUCGUUUUCACUGAAACUAGUGAAGAGGGGCUCAGUGGGCGUUUACUUGCACUUCAACUGCCCAUAGAGCUACCUAACGGAUUCCGCCUGAACUGCAAAUCGAUCAACUUUGAUGGGAAGAACUUAGGGUACGAAAAAGAAAAGUUCACGAUCGAUGGGUUCACAGGGACUAGGCCAAUCACUACCCUUCCAUUUUUCCCUUUUCAUUUUCAUUCUGAAUAUGCCUGGCUAGAGCGCAGAUUUGCGGACAGGGGGCGAAAAUUCAACGCAUUGUGUCACUCGGGGAAAAGAUACGUUCAUUAUAAGGGGAUAGCUGAGGCUAUUGGUGAGAGUUUUGGUGAGCAAUAUCACACCGGAAUAAAGUUCGAUUUAAGCAAUCGCGUUAUGCUUGACCCAGAAACAUUCUGGAAUCUCGAGCGACCUGGUAAUAAACCAUCGAUUCAAAAAAUCGAACACCGGCCUCUAGAUGAAACGGAAUUACAGUUAUGCAACACCUGGCUACCAGGUUUCAUCAUGGAACAUAAGAAGUGGGGAUUCAUCCCUAUAAAUGAUGUCAUGGACAUUCAGUGGGUAGAUGACAUGCUAGAUCACGUGGUCCUCGAACGAACGACAAAGGAGUUGAUUCGGAGCUUUGUUACAGCACAUGGAAGUGUAUCUGCACUCGGUCAAUCAGAAGAUGUUGUUCCCGGAAAGGGGGCGGGACUUGUUAUGCUCUUUACAGGCCCACCUGGGGUAGGGAAGACUGUUACAGCUGAAGCUGUUGCAGAGAUAUCCCGUCGACCCCUUUAUUCCAUCUCAUCAAGUGAACUAGGUUCCAUGCCCAAUGAGCUAGAUAGGAACCUCACAAAAAUAUUACGGCAGGGAACCUUAUGGAAUGCUCUACUCCUCCUCGACGAAGCGGAUGUGUUCUUGGAACAAAGAACGAGCUUUGAUGUCAAGAGAAACUCUUUAGUUUCCAUCUUUCUUCGGCAAUUGGAGUAUUACAAAGGAAUCAUUGUCCUCACAAGUAACCGGGUGGAAACAUUUGACAAGGCACUUGAGAGUCGGGUUCAUUUCAAUCUUCGUUUUAAAGAACUUGAUAGACCUUCAAGGGAGCAACUGUGGAGUUACUUCAUUACAGAGUACAAUCAUGUAUUUUCUGAUGCUCAUCUGAGAGAUCUAUCAGAACUCAAAUUUAAUGGCAGGAUGAUCCAGCAUGCUGUAGCUCUAGGCCGCUCGCUUUCCAAGGCCCGUGGAGAGGAUUUUUCCUAUGACCAUAUCCUACAAGUCCUUGACUUUAUCGAUCCAGCACGGCGUAUCCAGAGAUUUGCCAACCAUGAGGACGGACUUCCAGACGCUUCGCCUGCUGACCCUUCAAUGAGUACAACAGAAACCCCUCGAUCGGAUUCUUUUAUGUCUCCGAACGACAUUCAUGGAUCAAAGAGGCCUAGGCGUAGAUAG